This is a messenger RNA of Mya arenaria, 3085 nucleotides long. Its product is annotated as tripartite motif-containing protein 45-like. The transcript has 8 exons. NCBI's taxonomy places the organism in Eukaryota, Metazoa, Mollusca, Bivalvia, Myida, Myidae. Bases 62 to 2344 code for a protein of 760 amino acids. The record is from RefSeq and is a predicted model, not a curated record. Gene Ontology annotation, molecular function: zinc ion binding.
CACAAAUAGAAGUGUAUGAACCACUAAAUAUUUUGUUACAUAAAGUAAAUGCUGGAAUAAAAUGAGUUCGAGACGAGAGAAGGAGUACAUGAUGUCUUCUGCGCUUAAGGCGGGCAGCAAGAUCUCCGUGCAGCCCGAUGACAUCCGACAACAGUACACGGAAUGUGCCGAGUGCAAAAACGAAUACAACGACUUCCUCCGUACCCCGCGCGUGCUUCCGUGCCUGCACGGGAUCUGCAUCUCGUGCCUCGAGUCGACGGCCACGCGCGGUAUCGUCAAGUGUCCCACGUGUGAGAUUCGCCACAACGUGCCCAAUGGCGAUCUGGAGGCUUUUCGACCGGACGAGACCAGACUCUUUCUGGUCAACCACCAAAAGGUUCAAGGCCGUACCCCGGACAUCGGCUGUCAAGAGUGCACAAACAAGACGCGAGUGGCCAAGCACCGGUGUAAGGAAUGUGCCCAGUUUCUCUGUGAUGAAUGCAAUGACGCACACUGCCGCACCAAGAUCACAAAACGCCACCACAUCCUCACGAUGGACGAGCUGAAGGACGCUCCCCUCGACGACUUCCAGCAGGUGCACUUCUGUACCGUUCCCGGUCACGAGGAGCAGCCCUAUGCCUUCUUCUGUCUGACAUCCACGUGUGACCGCCCCAUCUGUGCCAUGUGCGCUGUAGCCGAUCACCAGGAGUCCAAGGGUCACGACAUCCGGGAACUGCAUGAAGUGUACAUGGAUACUCGCCGAUCCAUCGAGGGAUUAAUGUCUGAUGUAAAGCACCGCACACUCUCCGCCCAAGAUACGGCCGCAUCCAUUGAAACUACUAUCGACAACCUUGAUACCAGUCUACAACAUACUACACACAAUAUCGACACCGCAUUUGACAACAGUAUCAAAGCUCUGGAGCGCAGACGUUCGGAACUAAAGGACAAGGCGCAUGCACGAGCAAGAGAAAAGAAAAAAAGGCUGGAAAACCAGUUGGACAGCAUCAACUUCCAUAUCAAUAGCAUGGAAGACGCGAACGAGUUUUCCGCAAAUAUCGCCACGUACGGGAGCCAGUCAGAGUUUCUGUUCUUCAAAGAUACGAUCAUUGAGCGUCUGAACCACCUACGGGAUGAGGAGUUUGAUACGCUUCCUCACGACAACGAUGAAAUCAAGUUCAGAAAUACGAAACUAGGCGAAGAUUUUAACAAGCAUGUGAGAGAUAUGGGAGGUAUUUGGUCGACGUCGGCGUACGUUCCGAACACGCACGUGGAUACCAAUGACGUCAUUGUGGACCGGGAGCAGACGAUUCUCCACAUCACAUUGUUUGACAGCGAGGGAAUGCAGCAGUCCGAUAGCGGUGUGGACCUGCGUGUUGACGUGCUAGAUCCAUCCGGGCGGCGGCGGGGCGCUACGGUAGUGGACAACACUUCCGGGGACGGCCGCUACAAAGCCGUGUACCUGGGGACGAGCAAGGGGAAGCACCGCGCCACUGUGUACCUACACGGGACGCCAAUGCAGAACGACCACGUGUUUAGGGUUUCCUCCCCGCACACUGUCGAGAGACUCGAUCUGCAUGGUCAUGGCGGACGAGAUCAGAUGAAGAUUUCCAGAUCGAUGCGGACUGCUACUCCCAGCGCUAUGAGUGAGGACAUGUCCCCAAUUACCGACCACAUGCUAGGAGACGUGAUUUGUCCUGGGUUUGUUUUGGACGCGACCACAUCGAGUCCUAGUGUUGAGAUCUUGGAAGAAGGAAAGACGAUGAAGGCUAAGAUCAGCAAGGGCUCCACCACUCGCCGCACCGGCAGGGAACAGGGCAGAUUUGCCAUCUACCGCGGCGCAAUGGCGAGCAGGCCGAUCCAGAAGUCCGGUUUGUAUUACUUCGAAGUGGGCGUGGUCUACAAGGUGCACAAGCUCAUUCGUCAGGAACACGUGUUCGAGAUCGGCCUCUCCAAGUUGGACUGCAUCGACCGCCACCCGUCCGUCGACUGCCACCCAUAUGCUUGGUGCGUGAGCGCGCGUGGCUGUCACGUUUGUGGAAAGGUAUGCCUUCAGACCUGGCAUAAUGGGCAGCUUCUCUCCCACACCGCUAUUUCCGCCCGUACAAAGUCGCCGCCCGGGACCUUCAUUCGUCUCUACUACGGCUUCCUAUUGGAUGCCGAGCGCCGCCACUGGAUCAUCACGGACGUGAAGAACAAGAAGCUAAUUUUCCGGUUCAAGAAUCUAGUGGUGUCGGAAAUGUCGGAGCCGCUAUGGCCGGUGUUCUCCGUCUCCAGCCCGGAAGUGACGCAGACUGUCCUCACUAUCAAGACCGGCCGCGUCAUCGACGUCGUCCCGGAUGAAGCACUGGAGGCCCUAGCGCCGUGAAUAGGGGACAAAGCGUGUCUGUGAUCCGGAAGCGAGUUACUAUACAUGUUAAUGGGAACACUACGAUUAUAAGUUUAAUAUCAUAUCUAAUGAAUAUAAUGGAUAGGCUGAGAUAUAAACGAAGUGAAAAUUUGUUUUAGCAAUUUCUUGUCUUCGUUCAAUGGUGAUAAAUGUCUUAUUAUGUAACGUCUGAGAAUAUAAUUUUGACAACUGAUGAACAUUUUCCAAAACUUUUACAUAAAUAUAGAUGUCUUUGUAAUUUAUAUACUGUAUUUGUAUUUUUGUGUGCUUUUUGUCUUUCUGCACCGUAUUUACAUAUAAAGUUAUGUGAAGUCCCAUCAUAAAUGAAUGUCGUUUAUUGUGGUGAAAAGUUCAUGUUUGAUAUUUAAGAUAAUUAGCCGCUUUCUUUAUAGAAUAAAUAAAAAGGGAGCUACAACCGUGCAAGAAUGCUGUUAACUUAAAAAAUGGUCAAAACGGAUUUUUUUAAACCUCUCUUUACUUUACCAUACUAUAUUAACUUAAAUUAGAAUUAUUGCUUGAUUGUUAUCCAAAAUGCUGUAUCAAAUAUUUUUUUUGUUAAUGCAAAGUUAUUUUAUGAGAUAUUCAGUUUUAUAUUUGGGAAGAUAAUUUUGCAUUUGACAGACUUGUCUCACUUGACUAUGUAAUUCGAGAACAAACAGUUCGAGUUAUUUUAAAGAGGUACAUAUAUAUGGUAUUAUUAAACACAUGUAUUGAGUUCUA